AGGAUUGUCGAUAGCCAAACAUUUAUCAAGUGGGGAUUACGUUGCAAGCAUUUCUUCUGUUGCGGGGUUAACAAUUAAUUUAACAAGUAGCAAUUUCAAUCCUGUAGUCCUUAAACUCUUUCUAUGGUAAAAACACUUAUUCAAACCCUUAGUAAUGUUUCUUAAAAUAGAAAGCUUUUAUUCAUAAACAUGUAAGGAUGUAUGUAUAUGCAGCCUAGGAGCUUUGAUCGUAUGAAGCUACAUCACUCUCCCUUUGUACGCCCUGGUGAGUCAGGUAAUUUGUUAACCACGUGUUCGAUAUUUUAGCCAUGUUACUCUUGAAUGUUGAAACGAUGAAAUGAUAAAAAUGUUGUGUUGAUGUGUGAGAGCAGAUGGGUUCACACAUGAAGAAAGCAGCGUCUGAUGAACAAAUGGCAAAGGCAUUGAAGAAGUGGCACAAAAAUAUCAAAACGAAGAAAAGAAAAGCAAGGAAGCUCCCAAACAAGACACUUGGUGGUUUGGGGAGUUUCAGCAUCUUACCCUCUUCCUCUGGAAACACUUUACACCGUUCCAAUACCACUGGUCACACUUCUAACGCCAUAUACUACAAACAACAAGAAGAAGAAGACAAGGAGAUAUCUGAUCUUGAAGUUGGUGCAGAGGAUGCUACUGAAAGGUUUCAAGAACAGCAUAAGCCAUUCCACCACUCCUAG
Messenger RNA from Eruca vesicaria subsp. sativa (arugula), 692 nucleotides. NCBI's taxonomy places the organism in Eukaryota, Viridiplantae, Streptophyta, Magnoliopsida, Brassicales, Brassicaceae. The record is from the annotation of a GenBank genome assembly.